Sclerotinia borealis F-4128 is the source of this 999-nucleotide messenger RNA. The record is from the annotation of a GenBank genome assembly. NCBI's taxonomy places the organism in Eukaryota, Fungi, Ascomycota, Leotiomycetes, Helotiales, Sclerotiniaceae.
AUGACGACCCCUCCUUCAUCAAACACUGGCACCAACUUUGCCGACGCUACCAAGGUUGAACAAUUAACAUCACAUACAUACUCGGCGAACUUUCCAGAUGACUGGUGCAUUGGAUCAGUUCCCCAUGGAGGAUUCGUCACAGCCGUGUUCCUCCAAGUCUCUUCCCUCCAUUUCCGCACCACUCUUUCUGCACAGAAUCAACCAAACCCCAUAGCUCUCCACGUCGAGUUUUUGCGGCGCACCCAAGUCGGUCCUGCUCUCUUCGCUGUCCAAGAUACCAAACUUGGGCGGCAAACCUCUGUUCUUCACGUAACUCUGUCCCAAGGCGACCGUGUUGAAGUAGUCGGUUAUCUCACUCACUCUAACACCACCACGGAAACUGGCGUUUCCUCCCCCCACACUCAUAUCCUUCAUCCCGCCCCCCUUCCCGUCUCUAUUCCCCUACUUUCAAUCAACACCGACCCCAAUUACCACCUCCAGAUAAUGCCCUUCCCCAGCUUCCGCAAAGCCACCACAAAAGCCCAUCUCCACUUUCCCCACACCCAACCCUCCCCCACCAUAUCCGACGAAUGGAUUCGACUUAGCACCGGCGAAUUCUGGACCAAUGCCAGCCUCGGCUUCGCGUGUGACUUAUUUGGGCUCCCCUCCAACUUCCUCUCCGCCUCCGCCUCCACCCCCACCGGGAGAAUCUCCAUUCCCGGCGCGAAAUACUGGUUCCCCACGCUCCUCCUAAACAUUGAUUUUAAGAAAUCCCUUCCACCCCAAGGCAUAGAAUGGCUAUUCAUACGCGUCGAUCGAAAACAGACCAAGAACGGACGUAUGGAUAUCGAGUUAACGGCUUGGGACGAGGGAGGAGAAUUGGUCGCUAUUAGUAACCAUGUUGCGUUGGUUGUGGGGGCCGAGAGGAAUACGUCGGUGAGGAGCUCGACCGAAGGGAACUUAGAAAAUAGGAAUAGUACAUCACUUGUCGAACCACGUCAGGCAACUAAGAUCGCAUAA